AUGAAAACAGUGGAGGAACAGAGUGGGCUGCAGCGCCCACCCCUACGGAGGGGCCAAUCAAUAACAAACCUUGACGAGCUUGUGAAGAAGCUUACACAGGAGCCCAUUCCCCUCCUGACGGACUCAGAGGACAACAAUGACCUUAAAGCAGCUAUUGCGAAACUCAGCAGUGGCAGCAUUUUGCACACUGAAAAGCGUGCCAUCGAGCGCCUGCUGGCCCAGCGCUACGAGGAUGCGCUUGCUAUUGCCGCAGCCGCCACCUCGGAACAAGGCGGUGCAGAAGCGCUGGGGGGAGCCUCCGAGGUGCUUCGACAGGUGCUGGUCGUCUUCCGCCAGAACAACCUGCCCACAGAGCUGGACCGCAGCGGCUUGGGGGAGCCGGCGGAGUGGCGGGUGCGCACCCAUGAGCAGCGGCGUAGGGUGUUCCUAGUUGUGCGGUCCAUGGUGCGAUUGAAGCGGGAGGUCAAGCGGCUGAGCGCGCCCAUCACAGACCUUGGCUGGCUGGUGCCGGUGGCGGCUCAGGAGCGGUGGGGAGAGCUCAAGGCGUUGGCAGCUAGGUACCGGCAGCUGGAGGGGGAGCUACUGGACACCGAGGUUGCUGUCUCUCAGCUGGCGCAGCUGCGAGACGGAAACGGAAAGGCGCCGGCAUCUUCGCGGAACACUGCAGGGGGCCGAGCUUCCCCGCAACGGGCCCUGCGCAGCGGGCCAGGCCGCAGCGGCGGGCAGGGAACAGGGGGCCGCGCGGUCAGCGAGUCGGGGGCCAUGAACCUGCGAUCCAAGCCGCGUACCGCACUCACGGCGGACCCACCCCCUCCACCGAUAGCGGGCGUGCGUGGCGGCCGCCGCCACGGCUCCGUCCCAGAGUCCACCAGCGGCGGCGCUGGCGCCGGCAGUCAAGCCAGCACGCCCCUUCUGCUACCGUUGACUUCACCUGGGAGCAACAGCGGGAUGGCCGCGUUGCGCACACCACUGAACGGCAAGAAGGGCGGCGCUGGGGGGUCCGACGGUGUGGUCAUCAGCAGCGGAGGCGGCGCCGUGGGCCCUUCGGCAGCCACGUCGGCGCUGGUGCCCACGAUUUCGGCGCAGCGGUCCGGCUCCAACUCAGCUCUAAGCGGCCUGUACAGUACACGUCUGUCGAUCAGCGGCGGCAGCACCACUGCGGGUGGUGUGGGCGCGGCCGGCGGUAUCCUGUCGGGGACGGUAUCACUGCCGCCGCCCAAUGGUGUCGGGUCCGCCGCGCAUGCCAGGGUGUCCGCACCUGGGACGGGGCUGGGGCCUGCUCCACCUUCGUCAGCGGCGGCGGUGGUGCCGACCGUUUCACCCAGGUUCUCGCAGCGGGAUCCAACACUGUCGCGGUCCGUGGCGACCCUGGGCUGCACGCAGAUGGCUCGGCAACCAUUCCUCACCGGCGACGGCGGCCCCGUUCCCAGCGCCCUGCCUCGCGUGGCGCAAAUCUUGGACCUGACCACGUACAACCCCAAUGCACCACACAACAUUUCGGUCCCCUUGGAACCCGAGCGCCGCCCCUCCUCUGUCAACACCUCAACCAGCGCCCCAGUCAGCAUGUUGUUAUGCAAUGAGCAGCAGACGCCCCUGGCUAGCCCCACGACACCAACCGUGCCACGCAAGCCCGAUACUGUGCCAAACGGCACCGGCAGUGCAGUCCAACGCAGUAACGGUGCCGGCGCCGGUGCCGGAGGCGGACGGCCCGUGGAGCCCUCGCCACCGUCCGCGCCCCCACCCAUCGCCGGCGCGCGCCGGCCGCUGGGCCCUCUCUCGCACAGCUCCCCUGCACCCCUGACGAUGGGGGCUGCGGCCGGUGCAGCGUUGGCCGUAGUGCGGUCUAUGGGUGUAACAGGCCAUGGCGAUGCAGCUGGUGCGGCCCCGGCAGCAGCGCCGGUUGGGGGUGCGGUCGCAGCUCCUCCAAGCGCUGCUGGACCGCCGGUGCUGAUCCAGGACGGUGAGUCCUUGGAGCAGGCGCUGGGGAGGUUCAAGCUGUUGGCGGAAGACACCCGCAAUGCGCUGGUGGACACGGCGAGGCAGUUCCGGAAUGUGGUGGACCUGUGCAACAGCGCCUGGCCAGAUCAACGCUGGUGGCUGGCGGCCCACACGCAGGAUGACGCGGCGCUGGACACCUGGCCGACCUCCGAUGAGUACGUGGUGCACCGUGCGGACAUGGUGCGCUGCCUCAAGGCGGGUGCGGUGGCUUUCCAGUUCAUGUGCUACUCCGACGAGCCGCUGGUGGGACCCACCGGCAACCGCUUCGACCUGUGGACCAGCGACCCCUGGGAGGUGGCCGCGGACCUCCUGGGAUCGGACAGGCUGGGUGAGGCACAGGGUUCGCCGCAGCGGCCGUCCGGCGAGCGCAUGGUGGGGCUGCCGCUGGGUGUGCGGGUGCUGCAGCAGCUGGCCAACAGUGUGGCGGAGGCGGCGAGUCCUCAGGCGCUGGACUUGCUGCCCAUCAUCCUGCACAUCAGCGAGCGCCAGCGGGAGGUCAUCGCGGCGGACCUCCUCCAGUACGACAUCUACAGGCGCCUCCGUAAGAACCUGUACAUCGUGGUGCAGCGGACCCAUCCCGUCAUGCGCUACAGCGCCGCGGACCACGCCUACCUGCCGGCGUCCGACCAGCCCGAACACACACCUGGGACCGGAUACUCCAUGCUGCAGCUGCUGUGGCCGGGACAUGCCUUGUACGUGAACGAGUCCGGCGAACUCGAGCGCCUGCCACACAGCAUCAUGCAGGAGCUCCGAGACCGCUCCACCGAGUGGUUUGUGAGCCGAAGCGGCCAGGACUUGUCGUUGCUGUUGGAAGACGGGCCGUUGGACAUGCGGAGCCUGGCGCACAUUUCCUACAUGGUAAAAGGGGAGAGGCGGGGAACGAUGCCCAUUUGCGGUCACCAGGACUGCAACUGCAUCUCUCUGAGUGUCCCGUCUUUGAGCUCGGUUCCUUGCACACCUGAUCCUGGCUUGGACCUUGGCGGGUCCGUGCCGCUGUCAACCGCUGUGAUGUCAGGCUUUGCCAGUCGUGGUCGAGUAGCUCACGUUCCGGGCAAUCCUUUCCGCAUGCAUGACAGCCCCUCUCACCGGGCGGGCAACCAGGGCUACGGGCGGUGGAACACGGCCCACAUGCGGUACAGCGUUGUGGUGGAGGCGGCAUCGACGUAUGUGAAGCACCGUGACAUGAUCCUCCAGCACGGCAGCGUGCUGCUGUGCCGCAAGCCCAAGGUUUCCGGCAUGGUGGUGGGCCGUCUGGACGGCGCAGUGCGGGUGGACCGCUACGGCGGGGCGACCAAGCCCCAGCUGCCCGUGGUGGAGCUGCUCGCGUGCGAACUCAACAGCGCCCACAUGCAAGAGGAGCUGACCCAGGUGGCCACAGCUCGAGCCACCGCCACGUCGGUAGGCAUCGGCAGGCAAGUGCGCGGUGGGUUGUGGAGGGAUGGCCUGGAGACGCUGUACGUCCCGACCCCGUACCUGCGCCACCGGGUGACGUUGCAGGCUGUGUACGACGAUAAUGCUCCCGGCUGGUCGGCGCUGACGGGCGGCCAGGCGAACGCCAUGUUCCCCUUCCCCACCCCCGGCGGACUUAAUGAGCAGCAGCUGUCGUUCGCUGCGUCUCAGGGCUUGGAUACACUGCUGCUGCGGCUGCACCUCUCAAUGACGGACCUCACCAUGCAUCACGCCAGCAAGGAUGGUCAGAAGCUGGUGGAGGUGCUGGUCGCCUCCGACAGGGACCUCAGCGGUGCGGCGGAGCGCCUAGCGGCCAAACUGCCGUCGUUUACGCGCCAACAAAAGCCCGGGCAGAACAUCCUGGUGUUUGUGCAGGACAACAGCGUCAGCCUCACAGCGACCAAUGUGGCAGCAGGGCUGGUACGGCGCGAGCGGGGUGAUCGCGUUCACCUGGUGACUGUGGUGCCAACGGAAGCGCAGCGCAGCGAAGGGACCGGGCUCAUGGAGCGACUGCUGAAGGCCUUCCGCACGCACGCCGAUGUUACCACCCACGUGUUGAGCCAGGACGGGCGGGGGCUGCUCGAGUGUCUUGGCGACGUAGUGACUCAGCAGCGCUGCGGCCUCAUCGUGGCUGGCAGUACCUCCAUCACCGCCGUCGCGGUAGCCGCUCCGCGCAACGUGCCGCUGGUCCUGCCUGGAGUGGCCCCGGGCAAGCAGCCCGCUACUGCGCAGGGUGCCGGUGGAACCGCCGGCCGUGGCGGCGGCGGUGUUGGGGCACAGGGAAUGCAGGAUGAUGGCUCUUCAGAGGUGUUGCUAUCCUCCGUGGCCCUGUCCAUCCUGCGAACGUUUUCGCUGCCAGUGAUCCUAGUAACCGCCAACACCAGGACCUACCUGAAGCGGCAUGGCUUGGACCCUGUGGCGGGCGGAGGUCGCCCUGCUCGGCACCCGGUUGGGGGUGUGGGUGGUGCCACUUCGGGCCGCCUUGCUGCCAUGGUGGUCGUGGAGCGUCACAGCAGGCCGAUGAUGCAUCAUCUCGCACGCUGCCUGCUUGAGCCGUCAUUGCGGCAGGACACGCUGACCCUAGUGCAGGUGCUUCCACCGGGCAUGGCUCCAGGCAAUCCAGGCUACGAUCCCAGCUCUAUUCAUUGCGUUGCACUGAAGACGCUCGUGGCGAACUUUGAAAGCAUUUCUGCAGCCAACGACUUCCACACGCCGAACAAGGUCUUCACCCAGGGCGAGUGGUACAGCGCUCUUUGCAUCGCGGCUAGGGAUUAUGGGGCUCAGCUGCUGUCCGUGCAGCUGGCGCCAGGUUCCACCAAGUCCUUGCCGCCCUUGCUGCUGCAGCUGAUCCGGUCCGCACCUUGUCCGGUGCUGGUCUACCCGGAGAAGGCUAUCGUCCCUGGGGCGUCCGAGCUGACAGAGGGAGAACACUACAUAGUUUGCACUGCAUGUACGCUAUGGGCCGCUGACUUGGGUUUGCCGGGGUUUGCUGAGCCUGUGUGA
Messenger RNA from Volvox carteri f. nagariensis, 4950 nucleotides. RefSeq lists its product as uncharacterized. The record is from RefSeq and is a predicted model, not a curated record. The transcript has 22 exons. The coding region runs from base 1 to 4950 and encodes 1649 amino acids. Lineage: Eukaryota; Viridiplantae; Chlorophyta; Chlorophyceae; Chlamydomonadales; Volvocaceae.